Cercocebus atys (sooty mangabey) is the source of this 4150-nucleotide messenger RNA. RefSeq names its product RAS-like, family 10, member B (gene RASL10B). The record is from RefSeq and is a predicted model, not a curated record. Gene Ontology annotation, molecular function: GTP binding; GTPase activity. The transcript is spliced from 4 exons. NCBI's taxonomy places the organism in Eukaryota, Metazoa, Chordata, Mammalia, Primates, Cercopithecidae. Bases 1321 to 1932 code for a protein of 203 amino acids.
GAAUAUACUCUUAGAUCCAGGACCUCUGCCUGGAAAGAAGGAAGGGGCACCGAUCGCUUCUGAGUUGGGGACAGGGCCACACUUGGGCCUGGUGAGUUCCAGGAGGCUGGCCCCAGCCUAGGGGCCUCCUGCGCCCCUUCCCUAGCUCCUGGGCAGUGCCCCUCUUGCAUUUCCCUGCCACUCCCCAGAAAGGGCUGGUUUCUGGGCAGGGAGUGUGGUGUCCGGGACAGUCUGCAGGUAGGAUGCAUCCUGGAAACCUCUGAGCUGCCACACCCAGAGAGAUGCCAGGACUCCUCUUGGCGUUCCUUGCCCUCUCUUACUCCCCUAGGACUCCCCACUCCCCACCUGCCUGUGCUGGUUAUGUAAUUAACCCAGCUGAGUCUCUCUGCCAUGCUGGUGGUGUCCAGGGAUGCCUAAGGGGCUUCGGACCUGGAGGGACAUAUAGGAAGGAGCGAUAGGUACUUCCCCCUAGUUGGGAGCCCAUGUAAGUGUAUAAACACCUGUUGGAGAAGGGACACUGCAUGGGGCAGGAAGGAGUUUAGGGUCCUAAUCUUAGUUAACUGACUGGCUAUGAGGUCUUCACUUCCCCAAGUCACUGGGUUUGUUUUGGAAUGUGUUUGUUUCUUAAAUCUUCAAUAAAAUGAGAAGAAUCUCUCACACACACUGCAUGCAUGUGAGCUCAUGCAACAGUAGAUAGCAAGCCCUCCUGGGAUUGCUAGGAGGUGCCAUUGCUAAAUUUGUGGGGAACUUAGAUGAAUGAAGGACCCCUGCCCAUAGCAGUGAUCACUGUUUAUUGAACACCUAUGCUGGCCUAGGCCCUGGGCUUUACAUGCACACAUCAUAACACUCUGUUAAAGUUUCUUGCCCAAGGUCACACUUCAGGUGAAUGGCAGAGCUAGGAAUCAAGCCCUAGUUGUUCUCACUCCACAUCCUGACCUUUAUUUACUAUGCUGUGUGCGCACAUACCCUGUGGAGUGAGUCCUCUGAACCAGGACAACCUGGGGGACAUUCAGCUACGGAUUGUGCAUGUGUGGAAAGGACAUGCAUCCGCAGAAAAGUACGCACCCAUGAGGAAAAGCAUGGCCUUGCCAGAAUCCAGCGAAUCCACCUGCCCUGGACGCAGUUAGCAAGUGCUGAUGUCACCCUCCUGGGAAUCCAGACAGGAGGUCUCAGUCCAGGUGGAGGCCGCAGAGGGCCCAGGGCAAGCAGAGGCAGCAAUGGUUGGUCCUGACGGUGGCUGAGCCCCCAGCCCCUGGAAUAUGCAGCCCGGGGGAGCCCCAGACAGCGGCAAGGACGAGGUGGCGGAGUGGGGCGGGAGGCAUGGUCUCCACCUACCGGGUGGCCGUGCUGGGGGCGCGAGGUGUGGGCAAGAGUGCCAUCGUGCGCCAGUUCUUGUACAACGAGUUCAGCGAGGUCUGCGUGCCCACCACCGCCCGCCGCCUCUACCUGCCUGCUGUCGUCAUGAACGGCCACGUGCACGACCUCCAGAUCCUCGACUUUCCGCCCAUCAGCGCCUUCCCUGUCAAUACGCUCCAGGAGUGGGCAGACGCCUGCUGCAGGGGACUCCGGAGCGUCCACGCCUACAUCCUGGUCUACGACAUCUGCUGCUUUGACAGCUUUGAGUACGUCAAGACCAUCCGCCAGCAGAUCCUGGAGACGAGGGUGAUCGGCACCUCAGAGACGCCCAUCAUCAUCGUGGGCAACAAGCGGGACCUGCAGCGUGGACGCGUGAUCCCGCGCUGGAACGUGUCGCACCUGGUGCGCAAGACGUGGAAGUGCGGCUACGUGGAAUGCUCGGCCAAGUACAACUGGCACAUCCUGCUGCUCUUUAGCGAGCUGCUCAAGAGCGUCGGCUGCGCCCGGUGCAAGCACGUGCACGCUGCCCUGCGCUUCCAGGGCGCGCUGCGCCGAAACCGCUGCGCCAUCAUGUGACACCUGCGCGCCCCGCGGGCUGCACCGGCACUGGCCGGGCGGAGGGUGGGGCUGUACUGCGGGGCUGGGGCGGGGAGCGGGCGGGAAAUGGAACUGUGACGGUUCCGGCCUGAGGCCCCUGCAGCCACGCAUCUCCCGGUGAGAAGCAAAGCGCGAGAGGGAGCCCCCAGUAACUGCUAAGCCCUGCCCCUUGCCCCCGUGGCUUCCUGGGACAGCCGUCUUCAGUGCUGUAUUUAGUGCAGUGCCCGGCCCGACCCGCGGGGGUGCCACAGCCUUUUGGGAUGGGGGUGAGCGUGCAAUGGAGGGUGGGGGUGGCGAGGUGCCGCCUUGGCCGGGCCCCCAACUGUCUUUUCCAGAAUGUGUCUGUCUUUGCCGGGUGUCUUCCUUUCCCAUGUCCACCCACCCAAGCGUCUGUUGGUCCUUACCUGUCUCACCCACCCUCCAGUCCCCCCUAGCUCCGCUCACAGGGCUCUCAUUUCGUCCAUCCCCUUGUCGCAGAUCCUGGCAGCUUCUUUGUGAGGCCAGGCCUUCUGACUGUCAGCACCACCGGCACAGGGCAGAGAUGCGGGUGGCCCAAAGACCACCAUCAAGGGGUCCGGGGGCUGAGGUCCCAGAUCAGUGAGGGGAGAAGGUUGAGCUCUCCGGCUUCCAGGGAGACCUCCCCGCCCAGCAGCCCCCAGAGACACAACAACCUACCUUCCAGCCUUAACUCGAUGGUCCGUCCCUGCCAGGUGCCCCUCACUCUUCCUGACCCCAAAGCCAGAUCACCCCCUGGGUUAAAACUUUUUUUUUUUUUUUUUUUUUGGACAGAGUGUGGAAAGGGAAUCCCCCAAAGGAUAGUUUCUUUUCCAUGAUGCCAGGUUCCAGUCUUCUAUUACCUCCUGCAUACUGCAAUCUGGUCUGUCAGACUGGGGAAUGUUAGGUUCUGGGGUCUGGUCGUGGGCAGGAUGGUGCCCAGAAGGGGGUCAGGUUGUCCCAGUGAAGAUUCUGUUGCCCCGUCUCAACCCCAUCUGACUACCCCAGACUCUGCCUGCCUCAGAUCUCAGACUAUCCUGAUUAAUCUGGGGAAGAACAGAGCCAGGGAAAGAAUGGUGGGGACCCCUGUGCUUGGGGGAGACACACCUGCAUCUUCCCCCCGCGGGCCCCAGAUGGAGGCCCUCAGGAUCUGACACCCUCUUGUCCCAACACCAGUCAGCCCUAUGCCCUAACUCACUCCGCCCCAUUUUCUCCGGCUGCCUGGCCGGGUUUCUACCUCUCGUCACCGGAGCUGAUCACUGUCAGUUUUGUACCGAUUUAGAAAUAACAAUAAUAGUGAAGAUUCUAGGAAUGGCAUAAGGGAUUGAUGCGGGAAUUGGAGGGAGGGAGAAGUGGUGCCCUGUCCCCUGCCCCCUGACCAAAGAAAGCUGUCCUUGAGGCUGAGCCCUCAGCCCUGGCCUGGUGGGAGGACAGCAGGGUCCCUUGUUAUAAGACGGGCAGAGAGGACAACUCCACUUUGGCCAACUUAGCCAAGGCUGCAGCAUAUAGACUAGGAAAUCAGGUAGCCCAGAGUGGUGAUGGAGCGGAGUCUGGGGGAAGGGUCGUGGGUGGGGAAUUUAUCACCAACAUCCAUUGUAGGGAGAAUCUAUGAUUCUGCUUCCCCAGCUGAUUCCCACUCUGUCCACCAAGUGGGGGUAGCACAGCCCCACAGCAACCGCCUUGACCUUGGGCAGUCUAGUGUUCCUGCGUUCUAGUCCCUGCUGUGCUGCAGGACUUCGGGCAAGUGACCUGCCCUCUGUGAGCCUCCCUCUGACACAGAGGAGGUGGCUCCCCUUCCCCACACCUUAGAGUGGCUGGGAGGGUAACAAAGAGGGCCUGCCCCUUAGUCUCCUGCACCCCUGUCUCCUGGUUCACCAGAGGGAGGGGAUGAGGGAUGGCAGCAUCUCACAUGCCCCAUCACCCCCAACUCUGAGGCACCUGAGGUGGGGGAGGGGGCCCAGGCCUCUGGCUGCUCCCCUGUGGGAGCCAUUGGAAUGUAUCCUCUGACAGGCCCCCUCCCGCCUCCACUUCAACCCAGGUCUUGGAUUUCAGGUCCCUCCACCCCCAUUCUGAGUCUCUGUCCUUCCCCUCCCACCCCCUCCCAGGGUUUCCCACCACAGGGUCUGGAAGUGUGUGUGACGCCCAUUGAGCUGUUAUCCGAAGUCAGAUUAAAAAUCAGGGAGUGUUUUCCCUCGUUUCUGUA